Messenger RNA from Tetrahymena thermophila SB210, 2763 nucleotides. RefSeq names its product glycosyl hydrolase family 2 immunoglobulin-like beta-sandwich domain protein. The transcript has 10 exons. Lineage: Eukaryota; Ciliophora; Oligohymenophorea; Hymenostomatida; Tetrahymenidae. Gene Ontology annotation, molecular function: beta-mannosidase activity. Gene Ontology annotation, biological process: carbohydrate metabolic process; glycoprotein catabolic process. The record is from RefSeq and is a predicted model, not a curated record.
AUGAAUUUGCCAAAAUUAUAGGGAAUUCUUUUAGUCCUACUUUUAUGUGGGAGCUUGAGCGCAGCUCACAUUAUCAAUCUAAAUACUACAUAGUGGUACUUCAAAGAAUAUACCAACUAAGUUACACUGUAUAGCUCAUUUAUGAAAGCUAAUAUCCCAUCAACUGUGCAUUUAGAUUUAUUGGAUAAUAAGAUUGUACCUGAUCCUUAUUUCAGAGAUAAUCUCCUCCAAUUCUAUUCACUAGAAGAAAAAGACUGGGUCUAUAAAACAAAUUUCGAUGGAAAAUCUAUCCUAUAAGAAUAUAUAAAGAACAAUUUCACAGAGAUUUAGCUUAUUUUUGAAGGUUUAGAUACUCACGCUGAUGUUUAUUUAAACGGAAACUUGAUCCUUAAAGCAAACAAUAUGUUUAGAAGAUGGGUUAUUCAUGAUUUACAAGAGAAAGUACAAAAAGGUGAUAAUAGCCUAGAAAUAAUCUUUUGGAGUGCAGUAAAUCAUGAUUUAGAAAAAGAAAAAUAGAAUGAAAUUCACUUACCUUAUAAUUACACUUACUCCAGAAAGGCUGCUUAUUAAUAUGGAUGGGAUUGGGGCCCAAGAUUAGUUACAUGUGGUAUAUGGAAAGAUGCAUACUUUAGAUUUGUUAAUAAAGCUGAAAUUUUAAGUACUCAUAUCAGAACAUUAAAGUUAGAUAAUGUAGACAUUUCUACAGGUAAAGCUGAUGCCAUUUUAAAGGUUGAUGUUGAAAUUUCUGCUUAAGUAUAAUCUGAGUUUGAAUCAGUACUUUCUAUUUACAGAGAUAAUCAUUUAGUUCAUGAAGAUUAAUACCCUAUUAGAGGAGGUAACUAAACCAUUUCUACUUAUUUGAGUAUGUAAAAUGCAAAUCUUUGGUGGUGUUAAGGAAUGGGAAAACCUCAUUUAUAUCAUUACACUGUAAUUCUUAGAGAAAAAUCAGAGCACAAGUCAGAACUUUAACAAUAAGAAGAGGAAUAUAGCACUCUUCAUCAUAAUCAUCAUCACCAUAAGCAUUCAAAAGGAUAAAUUCUAUCCUAACAAACACUAAGAACUGGUAUAAGAUAGAUUAAGGUAGACUAAAGACAUGAUAAGCAUGGUAAUGGAACAUCAUUCGCAUUCUAUUUAAAUGGAUACUACUUAUUUGCUAAGGGCGGUAACUACAUUCCUCCUGAUAUGUUUAUGCCAAGAGCUUUAAAAAAUCCUCAAGUAUAUCAUAAGACUAUCUAAGAUGCUGUAAAGGCUAAUCAUAACAUGAUUAGAUUAUGGGGUGGAGGUCAGUUUGAAUAUGAUAUCUUUUAUGAUUUAUGCGAUGAAAAUGGAUUGCUUAUAUGGCACGAUCUUAUGUUUGCUUGUGCUAUGUAUCCAGCAGAUAAAGAUAUAUUAUUUAACAUCGAACAAGAAAUGAUCGAAAAUGUAAAGAGAUUAAGAAAUCACCCUUCUAUAGGUGUAUGGAAUGGUAAUAAUGAAGUUAAAAUUGGAUGGGAUCUUUGGGGCUGGUAAGAUAACAUGACUGAAGUCUAAAAAGAGAUAGUCUGGGGCUGGUAUUUGGAUAUUUUUAAUGUAACUCUGAGAAAUGUUCUUGAUUAAGAAGAUCCAGAUGUUUACUAUUGGCCAACAUCUCCUUCUUCAGAAGUUAAUUUCGUGUAUCAAGUCAACACUGGAGAUAUUCAUUUUUGGAAUGUAUGGGCUUCAGGAGCUCCAAUUGAAGAGUAUGAUGAUUUUGUUGGUAGAUUUAAUAGUGAGUAUGGUAUGCAAGGAAUACUUGCUUAUGAAUCAAUUAAGAAAUUCACAAUUGAAGAAGAUCGUACAUAAGUGAAUACAACAGUAAUGGAGAUACACGAAAGACAUGUUAAAGGAUAUCCAUUAAUUUCUCAAUAUCUUUAACAAUACUUUUUAGAACCUACAGACUACAAAGAUUACAUUUAUGUAAGUCAAGUUAACUAAGCUUAUGCAAUUCAAACAGCUAUCUUAGCUCUUAGAAGAAAUAAACCUUACAACAGUGGUUCUCUUUAUUGGUAAAUAAAUGACGUAUGGCCUGUUGUUUCUUGGGCUUCAGUUGAUUUCUAUGGAAAUUGGAAAGCUUUGCAUUUCAGAUAACAACAUCUUUAUCAAAACGUAAUUGUAGCUGUUGAAAAGAAUGGAACAAAUUAUAAUUAAGGAAUCAGCAACUCAACAUCUAGUCAAUAUUUAUACAAUGUUAGAAUUGUUAACGAUUUACAUAAAAAAGUUAAGGGUUAGCUCACUGUUAAUUUGAUAAAUUAGUUUGGUUCAAUAAUUUCACAUUUAUUCGAAGAUGAAGUUACUGUUCGUCCAAAUAGCAAUCACAUAUUCUUACAAGUAGAUUUAAAUAGAUAUUAAUAAUAAUUAAAUUCAACAGCUUUGUACCUUAACUUCCAAUACAAAGAUUAAACAUGGGAAUAUGUGCACUAUUUUGUCAUUCCAUAGAAAUUUGAAUUCUCAGAAGUCUAAAGUGUAGAUAUUAAAAGUAUUGGCAAAGAUGGCAUUUAAGUUUAGGCAGAUACUUUAGUCAGAGAUUUCUAUGUCUAUUGCAGUGAUGAUACUGAAAUUAAACAUAUUUCUAAAAACUAUUUUGAUUUAGUACCAUUUUAGAAAUAUCACUUAAAAUUCCCUCACAACGGAGGAUGCAAGCAAUAUUCAUACAAGACAUUGAAUAAUAUAAUGCUUCAAAAAGAAACUAAUUCUACUACUUCUCAUAUUUAACCUCUCAACAAUUUUUAGAAGAGCGAAUAAUGA